UUCCGCCCGUCCGGAAAUCAGGCAAUUUCUAAGCAUUCACGCCCACUUUUUGAAGAUGAUUGCGUCGGCUGCAACUUUUGGCCGCUAUUUGUGGCCCUGCGCCCUACGACACAGCAAAAGCCUCCUCGCUAGCCGAAGUCUCGCCACGCCAUCGGCUCAUCCUUACGCCGCUAAUCAGCAGGCACGGGAGGACCUUGCGGCAGCCUACCGCGGACUGGACUUCUACGGGAUGGGGGAAGGGAUAUGCACCCAUCUGACAACCAGGGCACCUCCGCGGAGCGGCAGCGGGGACAUGAUGCUGCUGAUACCCUACGGCUUGCACUGGAGUGAGGUGACGGCCAGUUGUUUAAUAGGUGUGGACAUUCAUACGGGCAAAGUCGUUGAGGGUGAUGGUGACGUAGAGCCCAGUGCAGCCAACAUCCACACUGCCAUCUACAAGAGCAAAGGCGACACGGUCAACUGCAUCAUGCACACACAUCAGUUUUACACAAUGCUGCUCAGUUGUCUAGAGCAACCAGGGUUGCGCAACAUCCAUCAGCACGCCAUGCGCUUCUACGGUAGAGUAGCCUACGACAGGUCGUACGGGGGUACGGCGCACGAGGGUGAGGCGGAGAGCACGCGGUUGGCCCGCAACCUUGGCGAUAAAGACUUCCUGAUCAUGGGCAAUCACGGCGUGCUGGGUGUCGGACACUCGCUGGCGUACGUCUUCGACAGUAUGUACUACCUGGAGAGGGCUGCCAAGCUACAGGUGCUUGCGGCAGCCACAGGAAUGAAACAAUUUGAAGCCUCUGACGAAGUGGCUCUGAAAGUAGCCAAUUACUUUGAGGCGCACGGAGACCAAUUCUGGGAUAAGCAUUUUGCCGGCAUCAAGAACCUGUUGCAACGGAGGCAGCCGGACUACAGGUCUUAGAGCCUAGAGAUCCACGAAGAGAUCAGUGUGCAAGAUUUAUUUCCCGAUAGUUCUAAGACGCAGUGCGCGUUUUGCGUGUGUAUCGGCAAGUCCGGUCCAUAAAAACUGUUAAUUAAAUCGUUGGAAAUGUAUAUUUUCGUAUCUUUUUUGACUUUGAAACUCGAGGUAUUUAUGAAUAAGAAUGAGUUUUGCCGGUCUCAAACGUUCGUUUAUUGGGAAUAUGGAAACUAGUAACAUGACCAACCACAUAUUUAAUCCCUUGUUAAAAACAUGAAAAUUUGAAUAUAAUAUAUAGUUUAACAUAAAUACAAUAUUCUCUGUACAUGUAACAGAUUACAGUUUGACCCAGGCCACAGUGAGUGACCUCGCCGUGGUCUAGAAUGAUUAGUUACUGGCUGUGAGUUCGAGGUUUCUUGUAAGACUACGUCAUUUCUAGUUGUCUAAGUGUACGUUCUGGAGGAUUCUUGUAAGAUUAAGCAACGCUAAAAGUCUAUUUUAAGAAACAUUCGUAAUAAAAGAAAUUUCUAGAAGACUUGUAGGCUAUAAAAAUACGGGCU
Molecule: messenger RNA, 1467 nt
Organism: Acanthaster planci (crown-of-thorns starfish)
Lineage: Eukaryota; Metazoa; Echinodermata; Asteroidea; Valvatida; Acanthasteridae
Cellular component (GO): cytoskeleton
Molecular function (GO): actin filament binding
Source: RefSeq, a predicted model, not a curated record